Molecule: messenger RNA, 2902 nt
Organism: Drosophila suzukii
Lineage: Eukaryota; Metazoa; Arthropoda; Insecta; Diptera; Drosophilidae
Gene: AMPdeam
Product: AMP deaminase
Biological process (GO): IMP salvage; AMP metabolic process
Cellular component (GO): cytosol
Molecular function (GO): AMP deaminase activity
Source: RefSeq, a predicted model, not a curated record
GAACUUCAGUCGCAAAAAAAAAUUCGCACCGACCAGAAGCUUUUUGCAACCUUUUUUCCGUUUUAAUCGCACACGAUAUAGCAGUAUUAUUGUUGUUACCACCGUUUGUUGUGGUUGUUGUUUGCAUUUUUUUUUUUUACUGUGUUUUACAAUCCGAGUGUUAAGAACCCAAAAGACUAGAAAAUAGAGAUAGAGAGUUGGAGAGCAAGAGACUCUAGAAGUGACAGCGUGUUAUUGUGUGUGUUUUACCCACUGACUUACCGGGAUCCAUCCCGAAGGUUCCGAAAGACACUUCUCGAAGUCCUUUUUUCGACCGGAAGAGGAGCAGGUCCUUCGGCCAAGGACACCAAGGACUCCAGGGACCCGGAGAACGCCGGGAAAUGCAGAGCUACGCGGAUGCACUGAGUGCCAAGGGGUAUCGCAGCUUCGGGUUCGACACCGACAUGGAAAUGGACAUGGACAUGGGAUGCACGAUGCGGCGCAUCGAGAAGCGCAAAGGCGGUGAUCUCACUGAUUCCCCAGUGGAUGAGAAGCCCGAAGCCGAUGUGGAGGUGACCAAUGAGAUCUCGGCUCCAUAUGAGGUGCCACAAUUUCCCAUUGAACAGAUCGAAAAGAAGCUGCAAAUCCAGCGUCAUCUCAAUGAAAAGCAGGCUACUGGACCUAGACCCGUGCCCGCUGCCGCCGUGUUGGCCACUCAUAGGGAAUCAUCCAGCAGCAACGAGGACCGCGAGACCACAGUCAACAUGGACAGAAUCGAUGCGGACAUCAACUUUCAGCGGGUCUCCAUUUCGGGGGAGGACACCAGCGGCGUUCCCCUCGAGGAUCUGGAGCGGGCCUCGACCCUGCUGAUCGAAGCGCUGCGCCUGCGCAGCCACUACAUGGCCAUGUCCGAUCAGUCGUUUCCCUCGACCACGGCGCGUUUCCUCAAGACGGUGAAGAUCAAGGAUCGCAUCAACAAUCUGCCUGCCAAGGAGGUGUCGGACAUCAUUCGCAAAAUGAGUGUAACGAACAUACAAGAUGUCCAUUCGAGGCCAUCGCAUAUAAAGCUAACGAAUCCGUGGAACGUGGAAUUUCCCCCAGAUGAGGAUUUUAGGAUCAAGCCACUCAACGGAGUUUUUCACAUCUACGAAAAUGAUGAUGCGAGCAGCGAUAUUAAGUUUGAAUAUCCGGAUAUGAGCCAAUUCGUGAAUGACAUGCAGGUCAUGUGCAAUAUGAUAGCUGAUGGGCCAUUGAAAUCCUUCUGCUAUCGACGCCUGUGCUAUCUGUCGUCCAAGUACCAGAUGCACGUGCUCCUGAACGAACUGCGGGAGCUGGCCGCCCAGAAGGCGGUGCCGCAUCGGGAUUUCUACAAUACCCGCAAGGUGGACACCCACAUCCAUGCAGCUUCCUGCAUGAACCAGAAGCAUCUGUUGCGCUUCAUCAAGAAGACGCUGAAGAACAACGCCAACGAGGUGGUCACCCACACCAAUGGCCAGGCAAUGACCCUGGCCCAGGUGUUCCAAUCGAUGAACCUGACCACCUACGACCUGACCGUCGACAUGCUGGACGUGCACGCGGAUCGGAAUACGUUCCACCGCUUCGACAAGUUUAACUCCAAGUACAACCCCAUCGGGGAGUCGCGGCUCAGGGAGGUGUUCCUCAAGACGGACAACUAUCUGAACGGCAAAUACUUUGCACAGAUCAUAAAGGAAGUGGCCUUCGAUCUGGAGGAGUCCAAGUACCAGAACGCCGAGCUGCGUCUCUCCAUCUAUGGCAAAUCGCCUGAUGAGUGGUUCAAGCUGGCCAAAUGGGCCAUCGACAACGAUGUGUACAGCUCGAACAUCCGCUGGCUGAUCCAGAUACCGCGCCUCUUCGACAUCUUCAAGUCGAACAAGAUGAUGAAGUCAUUCCAGGAGAUCCUGAACAACAUAUUCCUGCCGCUCUUCGAGGCGACAGCCAGACCCAGCAAGCAUCCGGAGCUGCAUCGCUUCCUGCAGUACGUGAUCGGAUUCGAUUCCGUGGACGACGAGUCCAAGCCGGAGAAUCCGCUCUUUGACAACGACGUACCCCGGCCGGAGGAGUGGACCUACGAGGAAAAUCCGCCCUAUGCGUAUUAUAUCUACUACAUGUACGCCAACAUGACGGUGCUGAAUAAGUUUAGACAAUCACGCAACAUGAACACCUUUGUGCUGCGACCCCAUUGUGGCGAGGCCGGGCCCGUGCAGCAUCUGGUGUGCGGCUUCCUGAUGGCCGAGAACAUCUCCCACGGCCUCCUGCUCCGCAAGGUGCCCGUGCUGCAGUAUCUGUAUUACCUGACCCAGAUCGGAAUAGCCAUGUCGCCGUUGUCGAACAACUCGCUGUUCCUCAAUUACCAUCGCAACCCGCUGCCGGAGUAUUUGGCCCGGGGUCUCAUCAUCUCCCUUUCGACGGAUGACCCUCUGCAAUUCCACUUCACCAAGGAACCCCUCAUGGAGGAGUACAGCAUUGCGGCCCAGGUGUGGAAGCUCAGCUCCUGCGACAUGUGCGAACUGGCCAGGAACAGUGUGAUGAUGAGUGGAUUCCCACACGUCAUCAAACAACAGUGGCUGGGACCUGUUUACUACGAAGACGGCAUCAUGGGUAACGACAUCACCCGCACGAAUGUGCCCGAGAUCCGGGUGGCCUAUCGCUACGAGACGCUGCUGGACGAGCUCUCCAACAUUUUUAAGGUGAACCAGACCUGCUCCGUCUCAGACCUGCACGCAUCGUAGUCUGGGUGGCGGUCCUUCUGCUCCAUCGCGUUGUUGUGGCUUCCUACGCUAACUUAAUGCAAAUUACGCAGAUAUAUACGCUAGUUAUAUACAUAAUUUAAAUGUUUCUGUACUAACCAAAUUGUAAGCGCGGCAGACCAAAACCUUUAAAUAUACAAAACUUGUACACGCAA